GAGAAACAGCGCCGUGUAUCUGCUGUGCCAUCAUCCGUCCACCCAGAGAAGGAGGCAUCCGCUACAGAGGCCUGACCCAGGAGCAGAUCCGCAGUGUGCAGGUGCUGCCCGUCGACUAUGAGAUCGAGUACAUCUGCAGAGGAAACCGGGUCAUCGUGGGGCCAAAGGUCAGGAAGUGUCUGCCCAACGGGACCUGGACCGACAUGAGCCACAAGAGCCAGUGCUUGCUGCUGUGUCCCCGCAUGUGGACGUCUCUGGAGAACGGCCGGGUGACGUCGUGGCCCCCGGGUCCACCGACGGAGGGCGCCACGCUGCACUACAGCUGCCUGCCCGGCUUCAUCCUCGUGGGACGCAACUCCACGCAGUGCAACAAGAUGGGCAAAUGGGACAGUCCCAAGCCCGUGUGCCACUACGAUCGUCACUACAGAGGGAAGAAGAAGCUGUACAUCGGUGCGCUGUUCCCCAUGAGCGGGGGCUGGCCGGGGGGUCAAGCCUGCCUGCCCGCCGCCCAAAUGGCCCUGGACCUGGUCAACAACCGGAGCGACAUCCUGCCGGACUACGAGCUGGAGCUGAUCUACUACGACAGCCUGUGUGACCCGGGAGAGGCCACGAAGCUCCUGUACGACCUGCUGUACACCGAGCCCAUCAAGAUCGUCCUGAUGCCCGGCUGCAGCUCCGUGUCCACGCUGGUGGCAGAGGCGGCGCGGAUGUGGAACCUCAUCGUGUUGUCGUACGGCUCCAGCUCCCCCGCCCUCUCCAACCGCCAGCGCUUCCCCACCUUCUUCAGGACCCACCCCUCGGCCACGCUCCACAACCCCACUCGGGUCCAGCUCUUUCAGAAGUGGAAGUGGACCAAGAUCGCCACCAUCCAGCAGACCACCGAAGUCUUUACAUCUACGCUGGACGACCUGGAGGAGCGGGUGAAGGAGGCGGGCAUCGAGAUCAGCGUCAGACAGAGCUUCCUCACUGACCCCGCCGUGGCCGUCAAGAACCUCAAGCGCCAAGACGCCAGGAUCAUCGUCGGGCUCUUCUACGAGACGGAGGCCAGGAAGGUCUUCUGUGAGGUUUACAAGGAGAAGUUGUUCGGGAAGAAGUACGUGUGGUUCCUGAUCGGCUGGUACGCAGACAACUGGUUCAAAAUCAAAGAUCCGGCCAUAAACUGCACCGUGGAGCAGAUGACCGAGGCCGUGCAGGGUCACGUCACCACGGAGAUCGUCAUGCUCAACCCGGAGACGGUCAGAGGAGCCUCCAACCUGACGUCUCAGGAGUUCCUGGACCAGCUCAUGUCCAAACUGGGCGGUAAAAACCCGGAGGAGACGGGAGGCUUCCAGGAGGCUCCUCUGGCCUACGACGCCGUGUGGGCCCUGGCUCUGGCCCUCAACAAGACCGUGGGGCCCCUGAAGGCGAAAGGCUACAGGCUGGAGGACUUCAACUACAACAACAGAGAGAUCACAGCGGAGAUCUACAGAGCGCUCAACACCAGCUCCUUCGAGGGCGUUUCGGGUCACGUGGUGUUUGACGCUCAAGGUUCUCGAAUGGCCUGGACUCUGAUCGAACAGCUCCAAGACGGCAGCUACAAGAAGAUUGGAUACUACGACAGCACCAAAGGCAAUCUGUCCUGGUACGGCAACGACAAGUGGAUCGGCGCCGGGCCUCCUGCCGACCAGACCGUCGUCAUAGAAGAGUUCCGGUACCUGUCGCAGAAGCUCUUUGUGUCCGUGUCCGUGUUCGCCGGUCUGGGAAUUCUGCUGGGAAUCGUGUGUCUCACCUUCAACAUCUACAACAGCAACGUCAGAUACAUCCAGAACUCGCAGCCGUACCUGAACAACAUGACGGCGGUGGGCUGUAUGAUGGCCCUGGCGGCCGUCUUCCCUCUGGGCAUCGACGGGCUGCACGUGCACCGGAGACAGUUCCCCGUCGUGUGCCAGUUCCGGUUGUGGUUGCUGGGCCUGGGCUUCAGUCUGGCCUACGGGAGCAUGUUCACCAAGAUCUGGUGGGUCCACACUGUCUUCACCAAGAAGGACGAGAAGAAGGACCGCAGAAAGCACCUGGAGCCGUGGAAGCUCUAUGCGACGGUUGGCGUUCUCUUGGGCAUAGACGUUCUGUCUCUCAUGAUCUGGCAGAUCGUGGAUCCUCUGCACAUCACAGUGGAGAAGUUCACGAGGGAGGACCCUAAAGGCGACCUGGACGUGCUGAUCCAGCCCCUCCUGGAGCACUGCAGCUCCGAGAAGAUGAACACGUGGCUCGGUGUGGUGUACGGGUACAAAGGUCUGCUCCUGCUGCUCGGGAUCUUCUUGGCGUACGAGACCAAGUCCAUCUCCACCGAGAAGAUCAACGACCACCGCGCCGUGGGCAUGGCCAUCUACAACGUGGCAGUCCUGUGCAUGAUCACGGCUCCCGUCACCAUGAUCCUGUCGUCUCAGCAGGACGCCUCCUUCGCCUUCGCCUCCCUCGCCAUCGUCUUCUCCGUCUACAUCACUCUGGUGGUGCUCUUCGUUCCCAAGAUGCGUCGCCUGAUCACCAGAGGAGAGUGGCAGUCCGACGCCCAGGAGACCAUGAAGACCGGCUCCUCCACCAACAACAACGAUGAGGAGAAGUCCAGGCAGCUGGAGAGGGAGAACAAGGAGCUCCAGAAGAUCAUCCAGGAGAAAGAGGAGCGCGUGUCUGAGCUGAGGAACCAGCUGUCCGAGCGCCAGGCCCUGCGCUCCCGGAGACGAGCCUCCACCAUCACCACCAACCAGAACCACAGCAGCACCCCGCCGCAGCCCAUCAGCGACCCGCGCUCUCUGGCCCCGCCCCCCGGAUACCCCGCCCCCACGCUCGACCCCGCCCUCAGCACGUCGCCGCCCACCUUCUCCAACUCCAACCUGUACCAGGCCGACAGCAAGCUCAACCGCAACAACUGCCACACCAGCCGGCUGCAGAUGCUCUACAAGUGA
Boleophthalmus pectinirostris (great blue-spotted mudskipper) is the source of this 2939-nucleotide messenger RNA. RefSeq names its product gamma-aminobutyric acid (GABA) B receptor, 1b (gene gabbr1b). The record is from RefSeq and is a predicted model, not a curated record. Gene Ontology annotation, biological process: gamma-aminobutyric acid signaling pathway; G protein-coupled receptor signaling pathway. The transcript has 23 exons. Gene Ontology annotation, molecular function: G protein-coupled GABA receptor activity. Gene Ontology annotation, cellular component: G protein-coupled receptor heterodimeric complex; membrane. Lineage: Eukaryota; Metazoa; Chordata; Actinopteri; Gobiiformes; Gobiidae. Bases 204 to 2939 code for a protein of 911 amino acids.